This is a messenger RNA of Oreochromis niloticus (Nile tilapia), 2394 nucleotides long. RefSeq names its product complement C1q subcomponent subunit C. Gene Ontology annotation, molecular function: protein binding. The record is from RefSeq and is a predicted model, not a curated record. Bases 171 to 947 code for a protein of 258 amino acids. NCBI's taxonomy places the organism in Eukaryota, Metazoa, Chordata, Actinopteri, Cichliformes, Cichlidae. The transcript is spliced from 7 exons.
GUGUGUGUGUAUGUGUGUUCGUGUGUGUGUGUGUAUGCAUGUCAGAAAGUGUCAGAAUGAACCACUGACUCAUUUUUUCAUUUUAAUAAGAAGUCUGUUCACCAACAGAAGGAAAUCCCGUCCUUUCAUUGAAGAUCCAACAAUCAGAAAACCCGACAGUGUUUUGGACCAUGGGUGGUAAUUAUGGGCUAGCUGUCUUGGUGGGCGUGGCCAUACUUCUGGAGGCUGUCCAAUGUCAAGUGAGCUGCAAAGGAGCUAAUGGUGAGCGAGGAGUGAACGGCGCUCCGGGCAGAAAUGGGUUGCCUGGAAUGAAGGGAGAGAAGGGAGAGCCAGCUGUGAUGAUUCAAGGCCCAGUGGAUACAGCCAGCCUACUGAGGCAGAAAGGAGAGGUGGGAAAUCGGGGCACGCAAGGACCCCAGGGCCCAAAAGGUUUCCGUGGAGAUUUGGGGAAAGCGGGUGAGGAUGGCCCCCCAGGUCGUCCCGGCCCAGACGGCAGGUUGUCCCAAGGAAGACACACCUCUCAGCAGCAGUCCCGUUCGGCCUUCUCAGUGAUCAGGACCGACAGCGCUUAUCCUACCUUCAACCAGAAAAUAACCUACCAAAAAGCUGUGGUCAACACAAAUGGUGAUCUUGACACACGCACAGGUGUCUUCACCUGCAGAGUACAGGGUACCUAUUACUUCAACUUCCACUCUGUGGCCAAGGUCAGCAUGUGCCUGCAAAUAGUCUAUGAUGGACCAAGAAGAACCCUGGGAUUCUGUGAUUAUAACAGAUCAAACAGGCAAUCUGAGCAGGUGCUGUCAGGUGGUGUGGUUUUACAGCUCACAGUUGGACAGAAGGUCUGGCUUGAGUCCUUUAGGGAAAACCAGGUACCUACUGAUACCAGGGAGAACAGGGAAAAAAAGAUCAUCUUCAACGGCUUCCUGCUCUUCCCAAGUCCAGCAUAAAGUUCAGCUGUACGCUCAGAAAUUUAACUUCACAAUGGAGUCUGUGCUCAAACACCAGACUGCAUCACUUUGUCAGUUUAAUAUCUAAAAAUCUCAUAUUUCAGUUGUUGUUUUAAAAGCAGCAUCACAGCAUUAACAUGCAUUAUCAUCUAGAGAACACAAUUUCAUGUGAACAUGUAAGCAGCUAAUUUUGUGUCUACUCAUGUCAGACUCAUGUAAACUUUGAUUAUUGGCACUGAUAAAAUAAAAUUGAAGGCUAUUAUUCACUGUGAUUGUGUCUGCUGAGAUUAAAUCAAUGAGAAAUGUACUUUCAUACAAUUUGAUAAAUGAAAUUUUAUUCAUCUGUAGCAUCCAGUAAAGUAAAAACUCUGGGAUUCUGUUUUCAUUUGCUAUUGAUUAAUUGCAAAGGCAAAGGCACCUAAAGCACUCAGUCACAACCAGCUAAGGUGGGUUCUUAGGCCAGGCAUUAGUCUUUGGGACAAUGUGCUUAUAUGAACUACAGAUCGUCUUGCAAGUCAGUCGCUGGCUAAGGUGAUCCAUACUUAAAAUGCACUAAAAGUGGAUGCAGCUGCUGUGAUCUUAUGCAAUACAAUAGAAGAAAAAACUAUUUCAAAUGGAAAGGGGUCAAAUGGAUCUAUUUCAAUCUAUUUCAAAUCGAAAGGGGUGUAUCUCAAACACGCUGUGGCGUGUUUCAGAUACAAACCUCCCAGCGAUUUGUAUCUCCUCCUGAUAUUGAACCAGAGAGCUUUCACAUGCUAGGUUAUCUACUAAACAAUGGACAUGAUUCAAUGAAACAGACAAGGCUAGAGUUAAAGAUUGAUGCUUUUAAAAGUUUUUGUUUUUUUCCAAAUACAUGCACUUUGCAUUCCAGUACUCACAGAUACAGAUUGUAAUAUAUCAGUCAGCACCAAGCCCAUUAUUUCUCACUGAAGAAGAUGUCGUCUGCAGGUCAUCUCAAGAACAUUCAGGAAUAGUUUCAAAAAUCCACUGCUGUAAAACAGUUGUAGUUUUAGAUAACAGUGUUUUAUGCUUUGUUGCAGUAAUUGAAGACUCAGUGGAGUAGCUGGAAAAACUGUAAAACUUGUGAAAAUACAGUUAAAAGUCCAAAAUGUAUGGAAUGGAUUUUGUGAAUGGCUGCAAAGUUUUUAAGGAAAAACACAAAAAAUAAAAUCUUUGGGGUAGCCUAUUUUUUAAAUAUAUUGUAACGAUGGUUAAAGGUCAUUUUACAGUGACAGGUUGGCUAUCUCUGCACACUGUUGUUGUUUCUUUAAGGUACAUGUUUGGUUGUGCUGCAGGACAAAGGGAGUUAGUGUGUGCGGGAAGGGGAGGGGGGUCCUUGUUGUUGUUGUGACUGUCCGGGGCUGAAGAGAGUGGGUUGUACUGGAGCACUCUCCCCGGAGUUAACGGCCCAUUUGCCUGUGUUACUGAAUAAACAGACAAACUGAGA